This is a messenger RNA of Teleopsis dalmanni, 2028 nucleotides long. RefSeq names its product probable cytochrome P450 6v1. NCBI's taxonomy places the organism in Eukaryota, Metazoa, Arthropoda, Insecta, Diptera, Diopsidae. Bases 462 to 2012 code for a protein of 516 amino acids. Gene Ontology annotation, molecular function: monooxygenase activity; oxidoreductase activity, acting on paired donors, with incorporation or reduction of molecular oxygen; iron ion binding. The record is from RefSeq and is a predicted model, not a curated record. Gene Ontology annotation, biological process: insecticide catabolic process; response to DDT. The transcript has 4 exons.
UUUAAUAAUAUUUUUUAAUGCAUUUCACAAGUGACAAACAAUAUUCUUCUAACCUGAAAUUUUUUUUUUAACGCACGCACUGACCAUGUGACGAGCCCCUUUUUUACUCAAGUAUCAAAGUGCUGUACAGGCUGAUAUUGCCCGACUGAAAGUGUAGCGCAGACAAACCACAAAUAAAAUAAAAAUAGAUUAAUUCUUUGUAUGAGUCAAAAUGUGUAUUGUACCUUAUCAGAGCUUAUACUCGUAGCGUAGGGGUUUUGCAGCAGAGCUGCCACAGCUCAGUAGUCGUACACGUUGUUUUGAUAAAUAAACAAUAAGUAAUCGGCAUGCCUGUGUGGAAGCGCUGCACUUAAAGUUGGAAUUCUAAAGAAAUCGCGUGGUUUUCUGUGGAUUCUGUUGUAUCUCGUUUUUGCCAUUUACAUUGUGUGGCUGCUACGUCUGCUGUGUUUGCGGCAGUGGCCAUGGUGGACUCUACUACAAUUUUGCUUGUUGUCAUAACAAUUCUGACAGGCGUCUUUGUUUGGUCGCGGCGUACAUAUGUUUACUGGCAACGACGUCGCGUUAAGUUUGUGCGUCCAACACAUUUGCUGGGCAAUCUAAAAGAAGUGCUGAAGUUGGAGAACUCUUUUGCUCUUCAAUUACGGAACUUUUACUUUGACAAGCGCUUCGAGAAUGAGCCACUUGUUGGAAUCUAUUUAUUUCAUCAGCCGGCGUUGCUGUUGCGCGAUCUGGAACUGGUGCGGACUGUGUUAAUAGAAGAUUUUGUCAGUUUCUCAAAUCGCUUCGCCAAAUGUCAUCAGCACCAAGAUAAUAUUGCUAGAUUUAACUUAUUUUUUUCGAAAAAUCCAGAAUGGCGGGAAAUACGUACAAGACUUUCACCCGUUUUCACAGCCGGUAAGAUCAAGCAAAUGUUUGCGCUUAUGGAGGAGAUUGGUACCGACUUGGAAAUAUAUCUCAAUAAAUUGACCAGAAAUUUCGAGAAGCAUAAUGCACCAAUUGUGCAGGUUAAGGAUAUAUGUGAUCUAUACAACACCGAUAUGAUAGCUAGUCUGGCCUUUGGUUUUCGUUCGUAUAGCCUGCGAAAUACACAAACAGAAAUUGGUUUUCAUAGUCGACAGAUGUUUAUGUUGAGCUUUAGACGUGCUAUAGAUUUUUGUGUGAUAUUUUUUUUGCCAAAAUUUGUUAAAUUACUAAAUGCCAGAUUCUUUGCUGAGGAUCAUGCAGAUUUUCUGCGUCGCACAAUAGUCAGCGUCAUCAAGGAACGAGAAAAUUCCGGUAAAAUGCGUAACGAUCUCAUCGAAGCGCUGCUAACGCUCAAAAAAGAGGCCGAUCUUAAUCAGGAUGAAACACAUUUCACACAUCAGCCAGAUUAUUUGGUGGCACAAGCUGCUAUAUUCGAAAUCGGUGGUAUUGAGACUUCUGGUGUUAUGGCUUUUGCACUCUAUGAAUUAGCUAAACAACCAAAGAUACAGACGCGUCUACGUACAGAGAUAUGUAGCGCAUAUGAAGCUUGUUCGGGCAGUUUAACUUAUGAAAAAGUUAUGGAACUGCAGUAUCUAAAUAUGGUGGUCGAUGAAACUCUACGAAAGUAUCCACUUUUGCCAUUUCUGGAACGUGAAUGUACGCCUAUUAACAAAAAACGCUUCUACUCAUUCCGUCCACAUGCCGAGUGUUAUGCACGUCGUGGUAUGCCCGUGUUCAUAUCAAAUUUUGCCAUACACUAUGAUCCAAAGUACUGGCCCAAUCCAGACCUCUUCGAUCCAGAACGCUUUACAACAGAACAGAAAAAGACACACAAACCAAUGUCGUAUUUGCCUUUCGGUGCUGGCCCACACAAUUGCAUUGGCAUGUCCAUAGGUCUGUUGCAGCUGAAAUUGGGACUCAUACACUUCUUACGGGAACAUUGUGUAGAAUUUUGUGAAAAGACUGUUGAUAGCAUUGAAUUCGAUAUGAAAUUCGCGCUGCUAUCAAAUAAAGACGGCAUUUAUUUAAGAAUUGUUAAAUGUGUAUAGAUUAGGAACUAUUUAA